Molecule: messenger RNA, 417 nt
Organism: Exophiala xenobiotica
Lineage: Eukaryota; Fungi; Ascomycota; Eurotiomycetes; Chaetothyriales; Herpotrichiellaceae
Exons: 4
Coding region: 1-417 (138 amino acids)
Biological process (GO): endoplasmic reticulum to Golgi vesicle-mediated transport
Cellular component (GO): endoplasmic reticulum membrane; COPII-coated ER to Golgi transport vesicle
Source: RefSeq, a predicted model, not a curated record
AUGUCGGGCGAAGCGUGGUUAUACCUGCUCGCCGUACUAAUAAAUGCCGUCAACCUUUUCCUCCAAGUCUUCUUCACAAUCAUGUACAGCGAUCUGGAAUGUGACUAUAUCAAUCCGAUUGACCUCUGCAACCGCCUCAACACCUACAUCAUCCCUGAAGCUGCCGUUCACGCAUUCCUGACCUUCCUCUUCUUGAUCAAUGGAUACUGGCUAGCAUUGUUGUUGAACCUGCCUCUCCUGGCUUUCAAUGCGAAGAAGAUCCUUGACAACCAACAUCUCCUUGAUGCGACCGAGAUUUUCCGGAAAUUGAAUGUUCACAAGAAGGAAUCAUUCAUCAAGCUGGGCUUCCAUCUUGUCAUGUUCUUUUUCUAUCUCUACAGCAUGAUCGUGGCACUUAUCCGGGACGAGAGCAACUGA